CAGGUUAUCAGCAUUUUUACCCUGCUGGAAGUGGUUUUGAAGUCAGAGUCUGCUCCGCUGAAGUACACUGCAGUUCUGAAGAGACCGGAGUGAGCAGAGAUGCCAAACUGGAAAGGAUUCUAGGGGGAAAAUGUGGCUCUGCUGAUGCAAAUCUUUUUUUUUUUUUCUUUUAUAAGUGAUAAAUUGUGAUUUUAUCAAUAUGUGUAUUUAACCUGUUUACUACUGCAGUAGCUCUUUUACAGAGUAAUCAGAUUUAUGUGUUUACAGUGAUCACUUGGCACGCAGAGCUCUUAUCUGUGUCUAGAAGGUGGUUUGAUGAAUUGAUAUCUUUCAUCUGUAAGCAAAAGCACUAAUUCUGAAUUUUAUCUAAGAUAAGUCACAUAGAGCAGUGAAAAGGGUUAUAUAUAUUUUAGUGGUAAAUGUGGUCUCAUCGCUUGUUGGAUCAUUUUUAAUUAACUGGAACAUUUUUUUAGUUUAUUAUUCCUGAGAUUGUGUCAGAUGGAUGCAUUUUCUUUUUAACAUAAUACUUUUUUUUUUUUUUAACUCUCCUACCCCCCCCCCCUUACCUUGCACUCAACCCCCGAAGGAAGAAAUACUGUUUUGUUUUUUAAUCUGAUGGGUUUUUACUGUUUAAUUUGUAAAUGAAAUCAUAAACUCUAUGUGGUUGAUUACCAAAGAUGACCAGCCAAGUCUAUGAAAUGUUUACAGUUUUCGUUUUACUUUUCUUUGCACUGCAGUUGAGUUUCUUGCAAUACUUACUUGUAUAAGUGUCAUGCUACCACUUUGUAGAUGGACUUCAGACUGAACACCUUUUAGUGAAAUGUUUUAAAACGUAAAAGUCUUUAAUUUAGCAGAAGGAAAUGAGCUGAUGACUUGAAGAGAACUCUUUAAAAGCUUUGAUUUUUAGUAUGUUUAGUACUAAAGUCCCUUUAUACGUCUUUGUGAUGUUUCUAAGGAACAUAAGAGUCCCAUUGUUUGUAAAACUUUCAUUCCUUCUGCUUGUGACCUGUUUAUCUAACAAGAGCUUGUCCUGUGUAUAAGUUUCACAUAUUGCAUGCAGCACAUUAUCAUCAAACUGUCAUAUCUGAGUCCACUUUCAAUAAAGUGAUAUGCUCUGUU
Bombina bombina (fire-bellied toad) is the source of this 1119-nucleotide messenger RNA. RefSeq names its product DIS3-like exonuclease 2. Gene Ontology annotation, biological process: miRNA catabolic process; mRNA catabolic process. Gene Ontology annotation, cellular component: exosome (RNase complex); P-body. NCBI's taxonomy places the organism in Eukaryota, Metazoa, Chordata, Amphibia, Anura, Bombinatoridae. Gene Ontology annotation, molecular function: 3'-5'-RNA exonuclease activity; RNA binding. The record is from RefSeq and is a predicted model, not a curated record.